Messenger RNA from Hevea brasiliensis (rubber tree), 722 nucleotides. RefSeq lists its product as uncharacterized. Gene Ontology annotation, molecular function: zinc ion binding; nucleic acid binding. Bases 1 to 579 code for a protein of 192 amino acids. The transcript has 3 exons. The record is from RefSeq and is a predicted model, not a curated record. NCBI's taxonomy places the organism in Eukaryota, Viridiplantae, Streptophyta, Magnoliopsida, Malpighiales, Euphorbiaceae.
AUGUCCCACGCACUUGAACUGGAAAGAGUUGAAGCAGAAGCAAACCCACUGAAGCAAAAAAGGCAGAUUUUCCAGUCGAGACCCCUAGGUCCGGCCAUCAGCCAGGGUUCACAUUUCCGCCCCUGUGAGACUUGUGGCAAGAUUCAUGGGGGGGAAUGUUAUUGGGCCACUGGAGCCUGCUUUAACUGUGGAGGCAAGGGCCAUAUAGCUAAAGAUUGUACUAGUGCUCCGAGAUAUGGUCCAGCUCCUACUACUGCCGAGGGAUCUAUUCAGAGUCCUGCUCCUAGAGGUUCACAGUCUGUUAGCAGAGGAAGAGGCAGAGGUAGAGGCACUGCUUCAGGCAGUCAGGGCACAGUUGGUCAGUCUGCACAAGGAAGUGCGUCAGCCAGAGUCUACACGAUGAGACAACGAGAAGAGGCUGAGACUUCCGAUGUGGUAGCUGAUACAGAGAUUAGAGGAGCAGCAGAUCGAGCCGAGGUGUGUGAAGUCAUCAGUUUGAAGCCUUCGGGUAUAAUUUAUACCCUAACUGUAAAUACUUCUUUUGAUGUAUAUAUUGCACAUAAAUGUAUGGACAUGUAAAAAUGGGUCUUGAGCAGCUUGUACACAAAUUUGUAUGAAGUUUGUAAUAAAGUUUAGUUUGUGUUUCUUUUGAUAUAAAUUUGUAAGGUUAUGUAUAAAUUAUUUUGUUUUUAAUGAAAUAUGAAUGAUAUUGAUUGACAGUA